GGCACGACCUAGGUCAACUUAGCGCACGCCGCACGCUGAUUGCGCCAAGAUUGUGGAGGACUACGACGCUGCUACUGGCGGCAGAUCUGAGUCGAUUGCUCUUGAACGACAUGCCACACAGUUGUGUUCGGGGAAUCGAACACAACUUGCUUGGGAAGGGCGAGUGCGAGUCCAUUAUAUAGAUUUCAUCGCCGCGGCCAUUUCACAACAGCUAUGGCGGCCACGGCGAGCGAUCAGAAGACCCCACUCCUCCUGCCGUUGCCGGAUGGCGGCGGCGGCGGGCACGGGGCGAGCGCGCAGCUGGAGCGUAUCCUCGGCGACGAGUCGGCGCCGCGGGCACGGCGGCUGGCGCGCGCGGCGCGGGAGGAGCUCCGGCUGCUGCUGGCCCUGGCCGCGCCGGCCGUGGCCGUCUACAUGAUCAACUACGCCAUGUCCCUGUCCACGAGGAUCUUCUGCGGGCAGCUCGGCACGCUCGAGCUCGCCGCCGCCUCGCUCGGCAAUGUCGGCAUCCAGGUCUUCGCGUACGGCAUCAUGCUGGGCAUGGGCAGCGCGGUGGAGACGCUGUGCGGGCAGGCGUACGGCGCGCACAGGUACGAGAUGCUGGGCAUCUACAUGCAGCGGUCCUUCGUCCUGCUGGCCGGCGCCGGCGUCCCGCUCGCCGCCAUCUACGCGUUCUCGAAGCAGAUCCUGCUGCUGCUGGGGGAGCCCGAGCGGAUCGCGGAGGCCGCCCGGGCGUUCGUGGUCGGCCUCAUCCCGCAGAUCUUCGCCUACGCGCUCAACUUCCCCAUGCAGAAGUUCCUGCAGGCGCAGAGCAUCGUGGCGCCCAGCGCCUACAUCUCCGCGGCCACGCUGGCCCUGCACGUAGCCCUCAGCUGGGUCGCCGUGUACAGGCUGCGCCUGGGCCUGCUGGGCGCGUCGCUGGUGCUCAGCCUCAGCUGGUGGGUCAUCGUCGCCGCCCAGUUCGCGUACAUCGUCACGUCCCGGAGGUGCCGGCGGCGCACGUGGACGGGCUUCUCCUGCCAGGCCUUCUCCGGCCUGCCGGAGUUCUUCAGGCUCUCGUCCGCGUCCGCGGUCAUGCUUUGCCUCGAGACGUGGUACCUGCAGGUCACAGUGCUCAUGGCAGGCUUGCUCAAGGACCCGGAGAUCGCCCUUGAUUCGCUUGCAGUAUGCAUGUCCAUAUCAGGAUGGGUGUUCAUGGCGUCGGUAGGAUUCAACGCGGCUGCUAGCGUGAGGGUGAGCAACGAGCUCGGCGCCGGGCACCCCAAGGCGGCAUCCUUCUCCGUCAAGGUCGUCACGAUUGUGUCGUUCACGGUGGCGUCGACUAUAGCCGCCGUCCUCAUGUGCCUCCGCGACUACCUCAGCUACGUCUUCACCAAAGGGGACGACGUCGCGCGCGCCGUGUCCGCCAUGACCCCGCUGCUCGCCGUCACCAUUGUGUUCAACGGAAUCCAGCCCGUCCUGUCUGGUGUCGCGGUUGGAUGCGGGUGGCAAUCGUUCGUGGCGUACGUGAACGUCGCGUGCUACUACGGCGUCGGCAUCCCCCUGGGCUGCGUUCUCGGAUUCUACUUUGAUCUUGGUGCCAUGGGGAUAUGGGGUGGAAUGAUAGGCGGGUUAUUUGCUCAAACGCUCAUUCUUACCUGCGUCACACUUCGUGCUGAUUGGAAUAAAGAGGUAGAACAAGCGCGCAUGAGGCUAAAUAAAUGGGAAGACAAAAAGAAGCCCCUUUUGACAUAAGAUCAACAAGUUAGUUACAUGCACGCCUUUUCAGAUGGGAAGACAAAAACAAGCGGCCUAAUUAAUAUGCUCUUUUUGAAUGAUGAGAUUAAUCCGUAUCGGCUUCUACUGCUUCUACAAUGUUUCUUUGUCUCUAUCGAUUGCAGUUGCAGCAGUUUAAAUAGUUGUCUUUAAUCCGAAAAGAUAUUUUUGCCAUCCAUUAUUGCAAUAGUUUGUAGCAAAUAGCUAGGCAAAGUAAUUGACAUGCUAUUGAAGUUUGACAAAGUAACUAAUCAUUUCCAUGGGGCAUUCAAAUGAUAAAGCUGAAAUUCAAACAAGAAAAGACUUGUGGCUUUAAUUUUUUGGGUGAAGCUUUC
Zea mays is the source of this 2090-nucleotide messenger RNA. Its product is annotated as protein DETOXIFICATION 40. Lineage: Eukaryota; Viridiplantae; Streptophyta; Magnoliopsida; Poales; Poaceae. The record is from RefSeq and is a predicted model, not a curated record. Gene Ontology annotation, biological process: xenobiotic detoxification by transmembrane export across the plasma membrane. Bases 214 to 1734 code for a protein of 506 amino acids. The transcript has 7 exons. Gene Ontology annotation, cellular component: membrane. Gene Ontology annotation, molecular function: antiporter activity; xenobiotic transmembrane transporter activity.